CCGGAGCCCCGCCCAUCCGGCUGGAAGGGCCGCCGGCGCUGCGGCACAGCGUCCUGCCGUCGGAUUCGGGCCGGAGCCGCCCGUGACCGGAGCCGCCCGUGACCGGAGCCGCGCGCGGACGCCAUGCGCGCGCGCCCGGGCCAGUGACAGCCUCCGGGAUGGACGGUGGCUCCGUCUCGCGAGAGGGGCCGAAGCGCCCGCCGGACCGCCGGCGGCUUCUGCUCUUCUUACUCGCCGGCCGCUGCGGAAGCCCGGGCGGCGUCCCGGCGCGCCGCUGCCUGUCCGCGCUCGCGGAAGGUCUGGAGGCGCUGGGCCCCCGCGCCCCCGCGGCCCGCGUCGCGUCCCGUGCCUCGGCGCUGUUCCUCCUGGUGCAGGUGCCCGUCCCGCGCCUGGCCGCCGCCGCCCCGCGCCGACCCCGGGGAGACCGGGAGCGCUCGCGCCUGGGGCCCAGGGCGCCCCCAGCCGGGCGCUGCUGCGCGUGGAGGUGCCAGCCCGGCCUCGUCCCAGGCGUCGCCUGUGCCGCAGGCCCCCUCCACCUGUGCCAUGGCCGAGUGCCCGCCCUCGCUUCCGCCCGGAGAGAGCUAAGCCUCUCUGCUGGGUGCCUACAGUUGGAGCACAAACGCCGAGAUUUCACCUCCGCUGGGAGUAGGAAGCUCUACUUUGACACCCAUGCCUUAGUGUGUUUAUUUGAAGAAAAUGGGUUUACUACUCAACAAGCAGAAAUCAUUGUAUCUGCAUUGGUGAAGAUCACGGAGGCCAACAUGGAUAUCGUCUACAAAGACAUGGUCACCAAGAUGCAACAGGAGAUCACUCUUCAGCAAAUAAUGUCUCAGAUUUCUAACGUGAAAAAAGAUAUGAUUAUUUUGGAGAAGAGUGAAUUUUCAGCCCUCAGAGCAGAAAAUGAGAAAAUAAAACUUGAACUGCAUCAGUUAAAACAACAAAUAAUGGAUGAAGUGGUCAAGGUCCGCACAGAUUCCAAAUUAGACUUCAAUCUAGAAAAGAGCAGAGUAAAAGAAUUGUAUUCAUUAAACGAAAGGAAGCUGCUGGAAAUGAGGACAGAAAUGGUGGCAUUGCAUGCCCAGCAAGAUCGGGCCGUCACCCAGACAGACAGGAAGAUAGAUACUGAGGUUGCUGGCCUCAAAACCAUGCUCGAGUCGCACAAGCUUGACAAUAUUAAAUAUUUAGCAGGGUCUGUUUUUACAUGCCUAACAGUAGCUCUGGGAUUUUAUCGCCUGUGGAUAUAAUAAAGUGUAUAUUUAAAGAGAUCUCUAUUGUUUUGCCUUGAGAAUACCAGGUUGUUGUGCUCCCCUACCCCUCGUUUCAACUUUUAACACCGAUUUUUACUUAAAGCCUAUUAUUUAUUUUAUGCAAAUUAUGGACUAUAACCAACACAAAGAAGUCAGGAAUUUCACAAUUGCUCCUUUUCUCGUUUCUGUUUGGUUGACUUUAUAACGCUGAGCGGCGGUGGACAAAACACGGAAGACUCCACUCAGCUGGAUCGGUGAACUCGGCCUAACCUGUGGGACACAGCAACAGUAAAUAUUUGUGUAGCUACCAUUGUAAUCUUUUGUCACACAGAGAGAGGACUUGGGGUCUCCGUUUAAAAGGCACAUUGGCUUUACUGAGCGCUGAAGAAUCACAGAAAGUAAACCAAGAGCACCAUACCGCUUCGCCUGUCCCGACCUUAGCUUCAGCGUCCCUAAUGAAACAGCUGUACCUUACUUCCAAAGGAGGGUUUUUUCUUUCAAUUGCCAUUGUCUUAGUCAGUUACUGUUAUGGGUAUUUUUAUGUGCCUUCAGGCUAGAAAAUCUUGUUGCCUGGUGAGGUCUUGUAAUUGUAAUGGGGACUCUUGUGGGUUUCUCUCCCUCCCUCUCUCUCACUGGGCCCUUCUUCCCCUCCCUCCUGAUUGGAGAGCUAUGGUCACACUCCACCAUGCCAUCCUGGAAAACUUGCUGAUUCUCAGCAUGGACGUCUACUUCAGUUUGUGGGAUGGGGUCUGCUUCCUUCUCUCGUCUUCUGCCUUUUAUACAAGGGAGGCAGUCUGUGGCAGCAUCUGGAUAUUUAGAGAGUGUGUGCACUUUUAGAAAUGGCCCAUUACAAGCUCAGAUCGUAGGCUUUCAAAAUUAGAAAACUCAUGCCGGCUAUCAUCUGAGUUUAGGUUGAUUUCUUUGGUUAUUAAAGAUAUUCUCAUAUCUAUCUUACCUCUAUAUUUAAGACAAAUAAAUUCCUAGAUAAAAGGGUAUUUUGAGAAAGCACCAUCUCAAAAGCAUCCUAUUGGAAUGACUGGCAGGUAGGAGAAAAUGAGCAUUUUAGACCGGAUGACAUUGGCAAGACCUUUGCUGUCCUCCACAUGCAGAUGUGUACGUAAUCUGGUACAGUGGAGAGACCACGUUGAGACCACCUGAUCAGACUGGUAGAAUGAAUACCCACUAUCACUGUUCCAACCACACUGGUAAAAAAAAAAAAAAAAAAAAAAAAAAGUCACCUAUUGUCCUGUGGAUGUCAUUUCUAAACUU
Messenger RNA from Myotis daubentonii (Daubenton's bat), 2516 nucleotides. It is a transcript of the gene MCUR1, whose product is annotated as mitochondrial calcium uniporter regulator 1. The record is from RefSeq and is a predicted model, not a curated record. Gene Ontology annotation, biological process: positive regulation of mitochondrial calcium ion concentration; calcium import into the mitochondrion. Lineage: Eukaryota; Metazoa; Chordata; Mammalia; Chiroptera; Vespertilionidae. Gene Ontology annotation, cellular component: mitochondrion; mitochondrial inner membrane.